Artibeus jamaicensis (Jamaican fruit-eating bat) is the source of this 2265-nucleotide messenger RNA. It is a transcript of the gene CCDC116, whose product is annotated as coiled-coil domain containing 116. NCBI's taxonomy places the organism in Eukaryota, Metazoa, Chordata, Mammalia, Chiroptera, Phyllostomidae. The transcript has 4 exons. The record is from RefSeq and is a predicted model, not a curated record. Gene Ontology annotation, cellular component: centrosome. Bases 65 to 1963 code for a protein of 632 amino acids.
AUCCGCAGCUGCACACAGAACUGAAGAGAGAGGAGGCUGGCAGUGGACCCUGGGUACCCACAUCAUGACCAGCUGUCGCCACCAUUCAGGAUACCUGGCAGAUGAUGAGGCCGGCCACACCCCAUACCUGUCCCGGGUGCCGCCACCUAAGAAGCCGGCAUUCCCGAAAAUGGGGCAGACCUCCAGGCUGGGCCACAUCCCACGCCCACCUGAGAUGUGUGGCCGCUCAGGUAGUUCAGGGCUUCGCAGCCACCGUCAAAAGUUGAGGGGCCCUCGGCCCUUUGGCAGCUUCCUGGAUUUCCUUGUUGAGGGCCAGGUGUUGGACAGCUUGCAGAGGGUGGUGGAGGAAGCAGCUGAGCGCAUGGCUGCCAUGAAGACGGAGACUGGGAUGCCGCUGGUGGAGGUGCAGGACCCAGUAGAGGUGCCCACGGGUGGGCGGCGGGUGCGUUCCCGGCCCAGCCACAGCACCGUGCACCGGCACCGAGUCAAGCCCAGCCUCUGCACUGGGCACCCCAACAACUACCCAUCCUGCUCCAGUUCCAUGUCUGACUCACAUAGCAGCGUCACAGCUGACUAUUUGGGUUCCCACAGUCAAGGCAGCAACCUGAGCUGCCAUGGCGUGGGCCCACUGCCACCCUUGAGGGACAGACUUUUGGAGGAGAAGAGUCUCAAACGGCUGCUGCAGCUGGAGAACAGAGGGAAAAGCCUGGGGCAGUCCUGCUCCCAGGGGGACUCUCUGCUAUGGGACUCGUUGGGCUCAAGUUCGGGCAUUCUCGCAGCGUCAGAGCCGGGUCCUGGAGAGAGAAAGCCGGUCUCCCUCCAGAGAGAGUUCAACAAGGAGAUCAAGUCCUUGCUGAGCCAGCCAGAGUCCUUCAGCGUGCCUGGCUACUCUGCCCUCCGUGAGCCCCAUCUGACCCUGGACUUCCUGGCCAAGCACCACCUCUUCCCUGCCCUGCAGAGUGUGAUCAACCAGGCUGUGGACAAGCUCAGUGGCGCCCGCCGCCACAACGGCUGCCCUCUCUUCCCGUCAGAAUGGGAGCCCAGCACAGAGCCCAAUUUGGAAACUUCCAAGGAGGCCAUACCCACCGAAGGGGAGGAGGAGCCCUAUGAUUCUCCCCCCACCACAGCCUGCAGCUACAAGAUGGCUCGAAAAAAAGGCAGCAAGUCUAGAGGACGGGGCAAGCUGAAGGAAUGUGGUUCUCCUAUGGCUAGCGCCCAAGGGGUCACCAAAUUCAGGCUCCAAGUGAUACCCACAGAAGAGACCAAGAGCCCCAACUACGAGUUCACGAAGAAGACGAGACUGCCCUCCAUCUCAUCCAAGUCCACAGCCCACCUGUCCAACCCCUGCCACGAGGAGCUUGUCAACUAUCUGACGGAGCAGGCUGUCUCCUUGCUUGUUUGCAAGUACAAGUUUGAGACGAACCUCGCCAAGCAGCUGGGCUUCAUCUCCUUUCCCAUCACUGAAACACUCAUGGACCUCUUGCUGGGCUUCAAGAAGGUGAAAGGCUCCCACAUCUGCCUGUCUUCGGCGGUCGACUGGACCUGCCUGCUGCGAAAGCUGGAGGAGGCCCAGUGGGACCAGCAGGCGCCCCAGCAGGCGCCCCAGCAGGCAUCUCAGCACGACACCUCCCAUCACACUGCCUCUCACAGGAGCACUUCCCAACGCAGCGAAGAGUCCUGCUCCUCCUUGCCCAAGCCAGCUGUCACGGAUCAGGGGGUGGCCAAGGGGGAGCAGCUCCACACUGAGUUGUUGGUCCCCCAGCUGCUCACCCCUCAGGAGAACAAUACGGCUGAGGAGCAAGAACCCAGGAACCUCUCGGAGCCCCAGCUCUCCGUGUCUUAUGGUGCUGGAGUGGUCUCCGACCCGUAUGAGCAAGUGGUGGCCACGGGGGAGAGCCAGAGCAGUGAGGAGAAGGAGGAAGACAAGAACUAUAAAUUUGGGGGUGAUGAGAGCGAGACCUAGAGAGCCCUCGAGCAGAGGCCAAGAUCAGCCACUCCACAGAUGGCCCUAGAGAUCCCCCCAGGUCCCGCUAAGCUGAACCGAGUUCUAGAUUUCCUGCUCUUCCUCCCUUCCUCCUGCUUCAGGGAAACGCUGCCCGCCCUGCCAGCCCCUGCCCUGAGCUGAGGUCAGAAUGGGCUAAAUGCCCACAAGGAACUCUGCUCAGCCUCUCAAGAGAGCCAACGGGGAAAAUAAAGCUUCUGUCGAUGGAGCACAGUUUUCUUGACCGGCACUUUCAGCCUCCCUUGCACGCGCCUGCUUACCUG